Aplosporella prunicola CBS 121167 is the source of this 1413-nucleotide messenger RNA. RefSeq lists its product as uncharacterized. Gene Ontology annotation, biological process: box C/D snoRNP assembly; chromatin remodeling; regulation of transcription by RNA polymerase II. NCBI's taxonomy places the organism in Eukaryota, Fungi, Ascomycota, Dothideomycetes, Botryosphaeriales, Aplosporellaceae. The transcript is spliced from 4 exons. Gene Ontology annotation, cellular component: Ino80 complex; NuA4 histone acetyltransferase complex; R2TP complex. The coding region runs from base 1 to 1413 and encodes 470 amino acids. Gene Ontology annotation, molecular function: DNA helicase activity; ATP hydrolysis activity; ATP binding. The record is from RefSeq and is a predicted model, not a curated record.
AUGGCCGCCCCCAUAACCACCGUCGCCGAGAGCAAAGAGCUCAGAGGCCUCAACCUCAUCGCAGCGCACUCGCACAUUCGCGGCCUAGGCGUCGAGCCUGACACGCUCGAGCCCAAGGCCGCGUCGCAGGGCCUUGUUGGUCAGGAAAAAGCGCGCAAAGCUGCCGCCGUAAUACUGCAGAUGGUCAAGGACGGCAAGAUUGCUGGUAGGGCCGUCUUGAUCGCCGGACCGCCCAGCACUGGCAAGACGGCUAUUGCCAUGGGUAUGGCUCAGUCGCUGGGCGCCGACGUGCCGUUCACCAUGCUCGCGUCGUCCGAGAUCUUCUCGUUGGAAAUGUCCAAGACGGAGGCUCUCACUCAGGCUUUCCGCAAGUCCAUUGGCGUGAGGAUAACCGAAGAGAGCGAGGUGAUUGAAGGCGAGGUCGUGGAGAUUCAGAUUGACAGGAGCGUGACGGGUAGCAACAAACAAGGCAAGCUCACGAUCAAGACGACCGACAUGGAGACGGUCUACGACAUGGGCACCAAGAUGAUUGAUUCCAUGACCAAGGAAAAGGUCAUGGCGGGAGACGUCAUCUCCAUCGACAAGGCGUCGGGCAAGAUCACGAAGCUGGGCCGGUCGUACACGCGUUCGCGCGACUACGAUGCCAUGGGCGCCGACACCAAGUUUGUACAGUGCCCGGACGGCGAGUUGCAGCAGCGGCGCGAGGUGGUGCACACGGUCAGUCUGCACGAAAUCGAUGUCAUCAACUCGCGCACACAGGGCUUCCUGGCGCUCUUCUCGGGCGACACGGGCGAGAUACGGCAAGAGGUGCGGCAGCAGAUCAACACCAAGGUGGCCGAGUGGAAAGAGGAGGGCAAGGCGGAGCUGGUUCCGGGCGUGCUGUUCAUCGACGAGGUGCACAUGCUCGACAUUGAGUGCUUCAGCUUCGUCAACCGCGCGCUCGAGGACCAGCUCGCGCCCAUCGUCAUCAUGGCCAGCAACCGCGGCACCACGAAAAUCCGCGGCACCGACUACACGAGUCCGCACGGGCUGCCGCUCGACUUCCUCGACCGCGUCGUCAUCGUGUCGACGCACGCGUACCAGCCCGACGAGAUCCGCCAGAUUCUCGCCAUCCGCGCCCAGGAGGAGGAGAUUGACCUCUCGCCCGACGCGCUGGCCCUCCUCACCAAGGUCGGCCAGGAGACGAACCUCCGCUACGCCAGCAACCUCAUCACGACCUCGCACCUGCUGGCGCAGAAGCGCAAGGCGGCCGAAGUCAGCAUCGACGACGUCCAGCGCGCGUACCUGCUCUUCUACGACCAGGACCGCAGCGCAAAGUUUGUCGCAGAGUUUGAAAAACGCCUCAUUGGCGGCUCAGGCGCAGUCACGCUGUCUGUGCCCAACGGCGGCGGCGACGACAUGGAACUGUCGUAA